AAAAAAACUCAACGCGCGCAUAAAAUAUCAACCACCCAUUUCUCUCUCUCUCUCUAAUCUAUUCUUCGUGUUUCAUUUCUUUACAUGUAAGCACCAGCUUCUGGGUUACACGCAGACAUGGCUUCUCUACCGUACGGAGUUUCUAAUCUAUGCAGAAACCAAGAGGUUCUGUCCGCAGCUGUACAGAUUCGUCCGACUGGUCGACAAAUCACAGGAGGAGUUAGAGCUGCGAAGAGAGUCUUGUAUAAUGGAUUGUCAUCAUCAGUGAAAAUAAGUGCGAGUAAGCAAAGAAUGAGAUGUAGAGUGAGCUCAGAAUCAUCUACUGAAACUGAAGAAGAUUCUGCCACAAAGACCAAGAAGACGCCGUUUGGAUACACGAGGAAGGAUGUUCUGUUGAUAGGAGUUGGAGUUACUGCACUUGGUAUCGGGCUAGAGAGUGGCCUUGAGUAUGUGGGAGUAGAUCCUUUGCAAGCAGGUAAUGCUGUACAGCUGAUACUGGUGCUAGGCUUGACACUGGGUUGGAUAUCGACUUAUAUCUUUAGAGUCGGUAACAAGGAGAUGACUUAUGCCCAGCAACUUCGUGACUACGAGUCUCAAGUCAUGCAGAAACGGUUGGAGAGCUUAUCUGAGGCUGAGUUAGAGGCAUUGAUGGAACAAGUUGAUGAAGAGAAGCGACAGGUUUAGUAGGCUUAGGCUCCUCUGUUGUUCCAGCCACCUGCAAAGUUAGUAAAAGAAUCACAGAAACAUUUUGAUGUACUUUCUUGUUCCUCAAUGUUGGUUGUAUGAUACACAAAAGAAUACAAAUCAAAGAAUAUGUUGAAACGGUUGAAGGAA
Messenger RNA from Brassica oleracea var. oleracea, 834 nucleotides. RefSeq lists its product as uncharacterized. NCBI's taxonomy places the organism in Eukaryota, Viridiplantae, Streptophyta, Magnoliopsida, Brassicales, Brassicaceae. The record is from RefSeq and is a predicted model, not a curated record. Bases 118 to 684 code for a protein of 188 amino acids. The transcript is spliced from 5 exons.